ACUCCCAUCCAUAGAGACAGCAAUACACAAUGACUUCAUAAAAUUCUAAUUCUAAUUCUAAAUUCUUGAUGUGUCCUACCAGUCAGUGGUAAGGCUACAUCGGUCUUUCGCUUUGCACAAUAAAGGUCAAACUGCCUGCGUGACAACACGGCUUCAGGGUGAAUCUUUUCCACGGGCAUAGUCCGGUUUGCUUGUUGUCCAGAAAAGCUGAAAAAACUCGGACAGCCCAGCCAGGAGACGCCAAAUUAGACAACACUCGCAGACUUGUCCUCUGAAGGGUCACAGGGGAACCUGGAGCCAAUCCCAGGCAGCAUCAGGCACAACGCAGGGAUUUCGAUGGACAUUCACGCUUCAUCCCAUGCUCCCUCCCGGAAGAGGAAGAGAGACGACUCCAACGGAGAGACGGAGGAAGGAGAGACGACGGCCAGAUAUAAACACCACACUGUGGCUCUAAGAGAUCCGGCUCCAUAUGCCGAUCAGCUCAAUUCGUUGGAGGAUCAGCCAUAUGAACGCGUCAGCAUGGAGGAGGCUCGAAGGGGAACACCACCUGACAGGCCGGUGAGGGUGUACGCAGACGGCAUCUUCGACAUGUUUCAUUCAGGACACGCCCGCGCCCUCAUGCAGGCCAAAGACCUCUUCCCCAACACACACCUCAUCGUCGGAGUGUGCAGUGACGACCUCACACACAAACUGAAGGGCUUCACCGUGAUGAACGAGGAGGAGCGCUACGACACCGUCACACACUGCCGCUAUGUGGACGAGGUGGUGCGCAACGCGCCAUGGACCCUCACGCAAGACUUCCUCACCAAACACCGGAUUGACUUUGUUGCUCAUGAUGAUAUCCCAUACUCCUCAGCAGGGAGUGAUGACGUGUACAAACACAUCAAAGAGGCAGGUAUGUUUGCUCCGACCCAGCGCACCGAGGGCAUUUCUACCUCCGACAUCAUCACACGCAUCGUCCGCGACUACGACGUGUAUGUGAGGAGAAACCUGCAGCGCGGCUACACGGCCAAAGAGCUCAACGUCAGCUUCAUCAACGAGAAGAAGUACCACCUGCAGGAGCGUGUGGAUAAGGUGAAGCAGAAGGUGCGAGACGUGGAGGAGAAGAGCAUCGACCUGAUCCAGAAGUGGGAGGAGAAAUCUCGGGAGUUCAUCGGAAACUUCCUGCAGAUGUUUGGGCCUGAGGGAGCACUGAGCACAUCACCACCCAUAGUCAGAACAUCAGCGAGGACAAGGAGGACGACGGAGAUUAAGAAGGAGCACGUCGGACGCUGUGUGUGGAAAUGCAGUCUGCUCAGGUUUCUAAAUGUCCCAGAACACAGAAGAUUAAUAAAUCAGUGCAACAUGAACAAAACUAGAUAUUAAUUUCUUAUUUCUACCUGACAACCAGGUGUGUGUGUGAAGGUCCAUUU
This is a messenger RNA of Ictalurus furcatus (blue catfish), 1412 nucleotides long. Its product is annotated as choline-phosphate cytidylyltransferase A-like. Gene Ontology annotation, biological process: CDP-choline pathway. Gene Ontology annotation, molecular function: choline-phosphate cytidylyltransferase activity; phosphatidylcholine binding. Lineage: Eukaryota; Metazoa; Chordata; Actinopteri; Siluriformes; Ictaluridae. The transcript has 10 exons. Gene Ontology annotation, cellular component: endoplasmic reticulum. Bases 337 to 1365 code for a protein of 342 amino acids. The record is from RefSeq and is a predicted model, not a curated record.